This is a messenger RNA of Scylla paramamosain (green mud crab), 9746 nucleotides long. RefSeq names its product glycogen debranching enzyme-like. The record is from RefSeq and is a predicted model, not a curated record. The transcript is spliced from 31 exons. Gene Ontology annotation, molecular function: 4-alpha-glucanotransferase activity; amylo-alpha-1,6-glucosidase activity. NCBI's taxonomy places the organism in Eukaryota, Metazoa, Arthropoda, Malacostraca, Decapoda, Portunidae. Gene Ontology annotation, biological process: glycogen catabolic process; glycogen biosynthetic process. Bases 2900 to 7744 code for a protein of 1614 amino acids.
GGCAGCUAGACUUUAAGAGUGAUAUCCCUGACUUUUCCAGAAAGGUGGGCAUACAGUCUGAUAUUCCAGGAUUUGAAGGAAAACUAGGACUGAAGGCUGAUGUUCCAGAUGUAAGGGCUAAUAUCCCAGGAGUUGAUGGAGGGCUGAGCUUUAUGGGUGUUAUUCCAGAAGUUAAAGCCAAUGUCCCAGCACAUAGUGGAAAGCUAGAUUUAACAGCUGAUAUCCCAGAGUUAAAAUGUGACAUCCCAGGACAUAAAGAAGUUGACAUGAGUGCAGAUGUCCCAAAAAUCAAAACAGAUCUUACUAGUCUUUCUCUUAAAGGUGAUGUUUUGGUUAAGCCAGAACCUCUCUCUGCUAUCACUGGUGGUCCACUAGAAGUGAACGUUACAGGUGAUGUUCAUCCUCCUGAGGGCAGCCUUGACCAAUAUAAUGACGCUCCUAGAGAGUCCAGAUCAUCUGAGUCAAGUAGCUUAAAGACACGCAUUCCUGUUCUGGAUAUUAAGUCCAAGGUGUCUGAACCUACAGUUUUUUCUGGAUCAAUUGAAGCCGAUCUUCCUGAAGUCCGAGUUGGAACUGGUGUAAGUCCUCCUCGAGAGGAUAUAACAACAGCCCCCGCUGGACGGGGUUCAAGAAAAAAGAGAGGAAGACGGGGGAGAAGUACAGAGGAAGAUAUUGAUGUGUCAUCAAUUAAACCAUGGGAGAAGCCUGGAGAUAAAGUUCAGUUUACAGAGGGACUUGAUGUCGCAACGCGGGGGUUGGAGACUCAGCUCAAGUUCGACACAGAAGUUUCCGGGAUGUCAGUUAGUGGUGGUAAUGAUGAUUCUCCAACACGAAGUAGAAUUCCCAGAUUUAGUGGAGUAUCCAAACAAGGGACAGGGGCAGAAGACAUGAGACAACCACGAGACAUGACUGCUGACGUUCCAGAGGGACAAGUCAGGGUAGAAGGUAGAAGUGGCAUACCGGUGUUGUCCGAGCGUAUUUCUAUCUCAUUUAGGCCUCAAGAUGAGACAGAAGCGCAAAGUAACAUUCCAGUAGCAGCAACUCCAGAAGGUGCAGCUCCCAUUGGCUGGGUCUUGCCACCAUCCACCACACAGUCACCAACUCACGGGGUAAUACUCAGGGAGGAUCAGUCAUUACCAGGGGAAGGGGUAACCAUACAACCGGGACAGUAUGGGGUAAAAGGGGAGGUCACUCAACACAUGCCAGAGUCAAAUCAAACUUUGUCUACCGAUUUUGAAGGGAGUCGGGCUGCUGAUCCAUGUAUCAAGGGUAAGCUGGGGCCAUUCAAACUUACACCUGAGAGGACAGUGAGCGAGUGUAAAACUGAGAUCACAAAAGUUAGCGUAGACCCCCAGAGCCUAGACAGCAGAUCCUUGGAGGUGCAAGGGCCAGAUACCAUGAAGGAGUGGACCCUAGAACCUCAGUCUUAUCAAGUCAAAGUAGAAACAGAUCCCGUUACAGGACUAAUGUCCGAUCCAACCGUGAUGGACCUUCAGACAAGAAUGGCUGUUGGAGACGGUGACCAACGGACAAGUAAGCAGUCCCGAACGGUGUUUGUGACUGAAGACGCUGGUGGGAGAGUAGUGGUCCACAGAAGAAUGGAUUCCACUUCAGCACCUUCAGGAGAAGAGGCAACUUCAGCGGCGGCAACAACAACGUCUGAGGAUCUUAGUUCAAUGCUGAGUCAGAGUCCUGCUUCCACAGUCUCCACAAUGGUGACAACAAGCGAAUGGCCCGAAGGAGUCACCACACAAAGGACAGUUCGAGUUAGGAAAAUCAGAAAAAUUAAAGUAGGAGAUGGACCUGAGGAAACUAUUCUAGAAACUGACUAUGAAACAGUCCCAGGUGAGGAGACUGACCUGUCUAGGCUUGAGGGAAUGUUACAAAGUAGCGAAGUGUUGCGAGUCACACCAGAAGGGGAGCCAAGUCUAUCACAUUUGCCACCUGAACUGAGAGACACCUCUCUACUCCACUUUGGUUCCGAUCAAAGGGAGGCACCUGGAGACACACACCAGACUGUCACUAGGACGGUCAAGAGGAUACCUUCAGGAGAAAUUGCUCAGUACCUCCCAGAAGGAUUUGACAAAAAUCUUCACAAAGUUGUUGGGGGAACGACAACAACAACUACAAAAACUGUGCGAAAAGUAAAAGUAUUAAAGAAAGAUGAAAGUGGUAAUAUGGUAGAAUGUGACGCAGAUGAUGAGGAUCUUCAAGCCUUGCUACCAUACCUCUCAUCUGAAAGUGCUUCCUCCACUGUUCCCACCAACACCACCACCACCACCACCACCACUUCCUCUGAGGAUGAUGGAGGAGUGGUCACCACUACCACCACUACCACCACCGACGGAGGCACCGUCACCAGAGUAAUUCGAGAAAAACGCUUCAUAACCGAUGGGUCAUCGAUAAGUGAGUUCGAGGAGGGGCUUGCCGCCGCCGGUGAGUGUGAGGGCGGCGUGCCCGAGAGGGUUAGGGCGGGACCCGAACAGCCUCCCGACGAUCACAGGACAUAGUGAACCAAACGAAUGAAACGAACCUAUGUGUAUAUUUAUGCUGUGAAUAUGCUUAGAGAACGUAUCCCUUGUGUACAUAUCGUCAUGUAAGCUACACCAGUCUUUGUCCGUGUGUCACUUGCCUCGUCUGUCUGAUGCAAGUGCGUCACACCUGCGACACAUGUGACUCCCACUAGGCCAGUAAAGCUAAUGAACGUAUUGCUCAAUGUGUCUGAAAAAUUCCUUCCAACGAACACACCUGGUGCCUUAUUCUUCUCUGUGGAGUGACCCGUCCGUCCACGUCGGCUUAAGAAGCUCUAACCAACUCUUCGUUAUACUCACUCCACCACCACCAUCACCGCCCCAGCCGCCAUCACUGCCUUCCACGGAAGUUGACCAACUUCUUCAAGAUGGGCGUCCACGACGACGGCGUGGUGACCCAGGAGCCCCAGACCCAGCAGGUCCGCGCCCCCGCUCCCACCGCCGCUGCACCAACCCCCACAACCAAGGUGAGCAGCACAGUUGCGGCCGCCCAGGGUGAAGGACCCUCGCACCAACAGGCACAAGUCAGAGUCCUCACCUUGAACCAUAAAGACCACCUAGAUUCAACACUCUUCCGUCUGCAGAAAGGUUGGAUUCUCCAGCUGCGUCCAGGCCCCACACUACUUGGGCGGCAGGUGAGUGUGUUCACCAACCACCCUGAGAGGCCCGAGGACGGCUUCACACGCACCAAGUACCGCCACCUGCAGUGGAAGAGUGACUCCCACAACAAGGGUGAUGACACCGCUCUCUAUGUGGAGGUGACUCUCGUUAUGGCUGGGUCCUUCCACUACUAUUUCACCUAUGAUGACAGUGAAAAUAAAGACAAAGCCCAAGGUUCAGGAUUCUUCUUGGUGGAUCCAACACUAAUUGUUGGCACAAAUGAAGUCCUCCAGCAAGACUGUGUUCAGUGCCAGACUGUCCUCUCUAAGAAUCUUGGUCCCCUGCCAGACUGGGAACAGCGAUUGCAAGUGGCUCAUGAAAGUGGUUACAACAUGAUACACUUCACACCAAUUCAGGAACUAGGAGACUCUAACUCAAGUUACUCCCUGAAGGAUCAGCAUAAACUCAACAUUGAGUUCCAGAUUCCUGACAAUGAAUUCACUUUUGAUGAUGUUGAAGUGCUGAUAAAGAAAAUGAAACAAGAAUGGAAGAUGUUGUCCUUGACUGACAUUGUGCUGAACCACACUGCUAAUGAGACUCCAUGGCUGCAAGAACAUCCAGAAUCAACAUACAAUUGUAACAACUCUCCCCAUCUUCGUCCUGCAUAUUUGCUAGACAGAGUUCUGCACCACAUGACAUUAGAAGUAAUGGAUGGGAAAUGGAAGGACCGAGGAAUACCAGUAGCCAUUAAGGAAGAGAAACAUAUUGAGGCUGUGAAGAAUGCCCUACACAACUAUUUCUUACCUCAAGUAAAACUUCACGAGUUCUACACAGUUGACAUAGAGAAAAUGGUUGAAGAGUUCCGUCGUAGGAUCUCUUGCACUGUUCCCUCCAUCAAGACGUCAGCUGAAGAAGUUUCCAAGAACAAAUUAGUGAUCAAACAAGACCCCCAAUAUGGAAGGAAGACUUGCACAGUAGAUAUGGAUAUUGCAGUGAGACUCUAUAACUUGCCCAAUGAGUCGAAAGAGAAGAUCCCCCAGGGUAGUGGACCAGAGGCCAGUGAUGAGGCUGACCGUGUGGUGCGCUGCUGCUCUGAGUUCCGACGCCACCUGGAGCACCUGAAUGAGCAGCGUGCCAGCGAGAUUCAAGCACACCUCAUCAAGGCUGUUAGUUGCUGUCUAGGCACUAUCCGCUACCAGCGCCUUCAGCCUGAUGGACCAAAGAUUGCUGCAGUAUCAAAAGACAAUCCACUGGUUCCUCCGUACUUUACUCAUUAUGGAAAAGACACUACACUGGAGGAAGAGGAGGCCCUGAUGUUUGGCCCGAAAGCUUCCUUCUUAAUGGCCCACAAUGGCUGGGUCAUGGGGGAUGAUCCACUAAAAAACUUUGCUAGAGAAGAAUCGUAUGUAUACUUGAGGAGAGAAUUGGUUGCCUGGGGGGACAGCGUUAAGCUGAGGUACGGCAAUGAACCCAAGGACAGUCCAUACCUGUGGGACUUGAUGAGACGCUACUGUGAGUACACUGCUCGCAUCUUCCAUGGCAUCCGUCUUGACAACUGUCACUCAACACCUAUCCAUGUUGCUGAGUACAUGUUGGAUGCUGCAAGAAAAGUUAGACCAGACCUGUAUGUGAUUGCAGAACUCUUCACAAACUCUGAUCUGACAGAUAACAUAUUCAUUAACCGGCUGGGGAUCAAUUCUCUCAUCAGAGAGGCCAUGUCGGCCCCUGACUCUCAUGAGGAAGGUCGACUGGUGUACCGCUAUGGUGGUGAGCCUGUGGGAGCCUUCCUGUUGCCUCCUGUGCGACCACUUGUCCCUUCAAUUGCUCAUGCCAUGUUCCUUGACCUUACUCAUGACAACAGGAGUCCAGCUGAAGUCCGUACUGCCUGGGACAUGCUGCCAUCCACAGCCCUUGUCAGUAUGGCCUGCUGUGCCACUGGCUCAAAUAGAGGUUAUGAUGAACUUGUACCUCAUCAUAUCCACGUGGUGGAUGAGCAGCGGGUGUAUGCAGCCUGGAGUGAGAGCAGCACUCAACGUGGAGAAGUCAACAAGAAGUCUGGAAUAAUCGAGUGCAAAAAUCUGCUGAAUAAGCUUCAUUUUGAGCUAGGCGCAAGUGGUUUCAAUCAGGUGUUUGUGGACCAAGUGACAGAACAUGUGGUGACAGUAACACGUCACAACCCUGUGAGCCACCAGAGUGUGGUACUUGUUGCUUACACUUCCUUCAGGCCCCCGGCACAGAUCAAGGCCACAAAUAUACGUCCCUUGAAGGUGCAAGGACGACUGGAGGAAAUUAUCUUUGAAAUGCAAGUGAAAGGAACAAAGGAAGAAGAUGCAGACAAGAAGAUCCCAGGAGUUUUUGUGCCCGAUUUGGAAUUUAUCAAUGGAUUAGAAAAUUUCAAUGUGGAAGUGAAGGAACACUUGACUCCUGCACAAUCCACCUUUGUGCAAGUUACAUCCAGUAGUGACUCAGACAUGACAGUCUGUGAAUACACCUCCAAAUUUACUCCUGGCAGUGUAAUAGCUUUCAGAUUAAGUCUUCUGCCUCGUGCUCAGUCUGCUGUCAAUAAGAUUCGUGGAACUCUGUCAGAGUUUGGUUAUAAGUCGAGGAUUUCUGAAGUCACCACACACAACCCAGUGUUGACUGACAUAGUGAAUGGCCUCAGUCUGGUUGAUCUAAACCGUAUCCUGUACCGCUGUGAUGAUGAGGAGAAGGAUGAAGGUCGGGGAUGGGGUGCCUACAACAUCCCUAACUAUGGGCCACUGCUCUAUUGUGGCCUGCAAGGUGUUGUGUCUGUGCUUAGUGAGAUUCGUGUGGUCAAUGACCUUGGGCAUCCUCUGUGUGGGAAUCUGCGUGAUGGUGACUGGCUGCCAGACUACAUUGUAGGUCGCCUUAAGUUUGAGCCAUCAACUCAACGGCUGGCAGGCUGGUUGGAGGAGGUGUUUGGUUACUUGAGGGAUGUGCCUCGCUAUCUCAUCCCAGCAUAUUUUGAUUCCAUCGUUACCAGCAUCUACCUCACCCUCAUCAAUAGGGCAUGGGCACUGAUGGGAGAAUUCAUCUCUGAAGGGUCAAACUUUGUCAAGGCUCUUGGUUUAUGCUCAGUGCAAUUUUGUGGCACUGUGAAGUCUGCCCUGUUGCCACCUUUGUCUCCCAACUUGAGGGACCCCAAGCCUCCUUCUUUCACUGAUGGUUCUGGUAACCAAAUUCAGUUGUCUGCUACCAUUGCAGCUGGACUACCUCACUUCUCUGUUGGCUACAUGCGAAACUGGGGUCGAGACACUUUCAUUGCCCUCCCUGGAAACCUUCUCAUCACCAGUAGAUAUGAAGAAGCCAGGUGGAUCAUCUUGGGAUUUGCUGGCACAAUGCGUCAUGGACUUAUUCCAAACCUCCUGGAUGGUGGGAAAAAGGCAAGGUUCAACUGUCGAGAUGCCAUCUGGUUCUGGCUGCAGGCUAUCCAAAGAUAUGUAACAGUUGUGCCCAAUGGUCAUGAAAUUCUGAAAGACAAGGUUUCACGAUUAUACCCAUCAGAUGACUGUUCUCCACAAGAACCUGGGAAAUCUGACCAACUGCUUGAGGAAGUCAUCCAGGAGGGUCUCCAGCGCCACUUCCAAGGUGUCAAGUUCAGGGAAAGGAAUGCAGGUUUCCAGAUUGACCGGCAGAUGAAUGAUGAUGGAUUCAACAAUAAUGUGGGAGUUGACCUGGAAACCGGUUUUGUGUAUGGUGGCUCGGUGAAUAACUGUGGUACAUGGAUGGACAAAAUGGGAUCAAGUGAGUUGGCAGGCACCAAGGGUAAACCAGCAACACCUCGUGAUGGCAGUGCUGUAGAAAUUAUUGGUCUUUGCAAGUCUGCUCUUGCCUUCCUAGGUCGGAUGCACAAAGAGGGCAAAUACUCCUACAAUACUGUGGAGCAAUGUGAUGGAACAGGAAAGGUAACUAAAUGGACAUAUGAAUUCUGGGAAAAGAAAAUUGAAGAAAACUUUGAAAAGCAUUUCUGGGUCAGUGAAACCCCAAUGCCUGAAAGUGAACCCAGACCAGAGUUAAUUCACCGCAGAGGAAUAUACAAAGACUCUCACAAUGCUUCACAAUUUUGGGCAGACUUCCAGUUGCGGUGCAACUUCCCAAUUGCUAUUGCUGUGGCUCCUGAAAUGACUACACCCAAAAAUGCCUGGGUUGCACUGAAGAAUGCUGAAGAAAUCUUGCUAGGUCCUCUGGGCAUAAAGACACUGGAUCCUAAGGAUUGGGCUUAUAAUGGGAAUUAUGACAACUCUAAUAACACAGCAGACUCCAAGUUAGCCCAUGGCUUCAAUUAUCAUCAGGGUCCAGAGUGGUUAUGGCCUGUUGGGUGGCUUCUGCGUGCACAACUUGCCAUUGCACCCAAGGUGGGGGGUACUGAAGAGCUGGCCCGCACUAUGGGCCAUGUGAAGUCCCUCAUGGCCAACCAUCUCACCCAUCUACUUACCUCCCCCUGGCGCUCCCUUCCAGAGCUGACAGAUGCCGAGGGUGCCUUCUGUAAAGACUCCAAUCCAGCACAGUCGUGGAGCACAGGCUGCCUUCUGGAGGUGUUAUGGGAGUUGGAUCACAUAGAGCGAAGUCUCAACAUCUCCGCUAACAUUUGAAGAGAGCCGGGCUACGCCACCAUCCUUCCCCUGAACAACCUGCCCCAGGAUCCCUCUACACUCCCUGUGCUGUGCCAACAUGAAUUUCCCACUAGCACCUACUUCCCUUUAGAUGACAAUAGGCAGCACUACAAACUAAGUCAUGAGUCCCAAGAGUCAAGUGAAACCUUUGAUACAGCUUACCCAACCCUGCAGCAAAGAGCUCCACAGACCAGCAGGAUUGUUAUCACAACUAAUAAUGUCAAUCCCUCACUUUCAUAUGUCAAAGAAGUGGAUGUAGGCAACACUGUUAUUUCUUAUGUUCCCCGUAAUAUUGUGUUCAGUGAGGACCCAGACUUUUUUGAUACUGUCCAUGAUGUUGUUCAUGUUAAGUGUUUCCAAACCGACAUUAACUUUUCUAUUGCACUCCUGUGCAAGCCACAGGAUAUCUCAGAGAAUUGUCUUGUUGUUUGGGCAGUAGAUGAGAAAGUCCGGCAAAACGCGAUGUGGAGUAGCCCGGAAUACUUGAAAAGAAAAGAUGAAAAACCCCAGAUAAGUGCGAAAGUUCCCUGGUCAAGGAGCAAAGGUUCAAAUAAGGAACAGCUGCCAAAUACUUCAUCCAGGGGGCCAGUUAUGAUGGAACCUCUCUACCAGAGUGUAAGAUCAAACCCAAAGAAAUACCAGGGAAGAGUACCUUCCAUAGUGGCCUUAUUAAGCCAUCAUGCCAAGAGUCACCAUAAGACUCAAAAGAGUGCACUGCAGUCUGAGUUGCCCAUUACUAAAGUAUUCCAAGAAGAUUCCUCAGAGAAAGAUAAUGUAGUAUGGCAGCAAAAUCGGUUUGCUCCCAUGUCUCAGGAGAUUCACCGAGCCAUGGCUAGAGAAGAGGAAGCUAUUUUGGAUAUUUCUAAUAAACAGAAGGCUGAUUUUAACAGAGGAGGAGGAUACAGCUUCAGUUACCAUCUGAGCCCAUCAACCAUGCCAGCAUCACCAAGCAGGCCUUCAGUGCUCAACCUGCCACCUCCACCCCAGAUGCCAUUGCCCCCUUUGCCAGAAGUCCAUGACUAUGCAGAGCCUAAGCCUGGCCCAUCCUCCAGGGGUGAGACUGGCCUAACACCACCCAAGCCAUCAGUGUCGUGGAAAGAAUUCCAGUCCAGCACGGUCACCAAAGUUCAUAAACUCUGUCAGCCAGUGGCAUAUAAAGCUCAGAGACUGUCAGAAUCAGUUACUUUCUUGAAUCCCUACACUCAGAAAACAGAAUGUGAGACAUCAGCAGAAGAAAAGGGUUCAAGUCAGAUCAUUGUAACUCCUCAUUCUGAAAAACAGAGGAGGGAGUCAACAUCCCUGUUUCUUCCAGAUGAUGAUCUUGUUAAACCUAAGGAUAUAAACCAACAGAAACUCUCUACUGUCUUGGUUUUGUCAUUGUUUGUUAUUGCUCUUAUUAUUUUCUAUCUAGUUUAUUUCCUAUAGAUAUUUCUUUGUGAUUUGUAUCACACUCGUAUGUUUUUAAUUGAGACACAGUUAGUUGAUAAUCUGAGCUGUUCUGAGGGAGCUUCUAGACUCAGUGUUGUAGCUUACAUGACGUGUUAAAUGUUUUGCUUCAAGGACGAAAAAAAGUUAUCUAGUUUGCACAAAUACCUGAAAAGCACUCAAGCAAUAAGCAUAUAGUACCAGCUGGUUUAUGAGCAGUUAAGCAAUAAUGCAGCAGCUGGUUCAUAUGUUUCUUAUGCUUUUCAUUACUUACAAUGUACAUGUUGUUAGCUAAAAUAAUUAUAUGAAGAAUACUGUUACACCUACUGUAUGUAAGACACUCGUGCAAAGAAAGAUAUAUUGCAUGACUAUUCUACAAGAUAAUUUUAGAAAUAUCUAAUUACCAUGUUGCCUAUUAUUGAUUUUUAAUUGCUGUUUAUGUUGUAUGCAGUGUUGCUUUAUAAGGAUGGUGUUGUUUUGAUAUUUAUAGAUUAUAUAUACAUAGUUUUAUGUUUAUAUAUAUAUUCGAUGCUUGAUUCAAUAAAUUAACUACUGA